AUGCGCCAUAUCGAGCGAGACUGUUUUCAGCAGAACGUCGUCCCGGCCGACAUCGGCUAUGAUUUUCAUUUUUCGUCCUCGUCACGUCCAACCGAGUCGCAAGGAUCCACUUAUCAUGCACCCAACGAAUCGCCAAAAUACGAUAGACAACACAGCAAAGCAAAGGUGUCGCCGAGUGGAUCGACGCCUUACCAAUGCAGGGACUUGGUCGUCCAUGUCAGCCUCAAGCCGAAGCCAUAUGGCGAGAGUCGAGGAGGUCCCACGGCGGCUCAAACUGGAGCCAAGAGGAUCCGCUUAUUUCCGCCAGAUACCCGGCCGGCUGCUGCUGUGCAGAUCCACCAGUCCAAUGGAAAUUUCAAAUUGGCAUCAUCGCAUGAUUCCCUGUUGAAGCCUCGCGUUCCAUCACGAUGGAGCAGCUGGGUGUACGAGGACAUCGUGGUUAUUCCCACUGGAGUACAUCAUCCCAGCGACCCGGCACCGCAUGCCGGAGAGGAGCGUGCGUUCCCACGUCGGCUGUAUUGGGAGGGUCUCGGACCGUCCACCUUGACGGCCACUAAUGACACUGCCGCCGAGUGGCCCCUCCGGGAAUCCUGUUGCGGUGUUGUGGUGGGUCAGAUGGAGAUGGAGACGGCUCCUGGCAUCGAGAGCUUUCGCGCCCUUGGAGCCAAGCAUGGGUCGGACUCGGACGGAGAUACCCAAGGCCACUUGAAGACGAAAGGAAGAGACAAGACGUGUUCGUCAUUAUCGCCAGAUAUUGGACCAAGCGAAUGGCUGGAUGCAGCUACCGGUACAUCUUCAGACAUCCCGGACACUUUAUGCAUGGCCGACUGGACUGUUACCUCUUCUGGCUCGCCGUCUGUGUUCCGACUGCCGUCCCCCGGUCCCUCCCUCAGAUUCCCCAAUCACUGCGAAUACUAUCGGGAAUCAUCCUCAUCGUCAACCACCAUCGCCUUCACGGCCCAGACACUGCCAGCAGCUACCCUUGAAUAUCGCCCACACAGCCGGCUUCCACAGGGCAACUGCAUACAUACUACUUGCGGGAGAAAGGAAUACAACAUUGUGCCUCCCACGCUUUUGGCAACGCCAUCCAACCAUCAGCCGUUAUCUUAUCCCACCCUUGACGGGACUCCCACCCCCCAACCCAACGCCCAACCCCUCAUUCCUUUCGCCAAGGCGCCUCUGCAUCCCAUCACGGGGAGGAGCAGCGAAGCAUAA
Molecule: messenger RNA, 1215 nt
Organism: Sodiomyces alkalinus F11
Lineage: Eukaryota; Fungi; Ascomycota; Sordariomycetes; Glomerellales; Plectosphaerellaceae
Exons: 15
Coding region: 1-1215 (404 amino acids)
Source: RefSeq, a predicted model, not a curated record